Molecule: messenger RNA, 3394 nt
Organism: Acinonyx jubatus (cheetah)
Lineage: Eukaryota; Metazoa; Chordata; Mammalia; Carnivora; Felidae
Product: aldo-keto reductase family 1 member C23-like protein
Exons: 12
Coding region: 16-1347 (443 amino acids)
Biological process (GO): doxorubicin metabolic process; prostaglandin metabolic process; daunorubicin metabolic process
Cellular component (GO): cytosol
Molecular function (GO): ketosteroid monooxygenase activity; androsterone dehydrogenase [NAD(P)+] activity; aldose reductase (NADPH) activity
Source: RefSeq, a predicted model, not a curated record
GUGGAGUUUGGCCAAAUGUGGACGGAAGUACGUCAGAGGAGGUGGAGACAGACCCUGAGGUGUGGGGAAGCCUGCUCAUGUCUGACGGUGGUCCAGGCAGUUACUAGUUCAGAGUCUCACGGGCCAGCUACUCUUGGUGUGGAGGGAAUUGAGAAGCAGGAACGACGGGUCAACAGUCAGACUGGAAAGGGAGUUCCGGCUUCCUCUCGACCAGCCGCAAAGCCCCUCCUGGGUGUCCCGAGUGGCACAUUGUUCUCCUCCGGAACCGUGGCGUUUGAUUCUCUGGUCUAUUUAACAAGGUCUUCUCUUGUACAAGAUUGUGACUUGGAGUUUCUUAUUUCUUUGAAUAAAAAGCCAGAAGAGUGGAAAGGGAUGAGCUCAGUGAAACUCUGCUCUGUAAAGCUGAAUGAUGGGUUCUUCAUGCCCAUGCUGGGAUUUGGCACCUCUGCUCCUAAUAAGGUUGCUAAGAGUGAGGUGGAAGAGGCUGUCAUGAGAGCAAUCGAUGUAGGCUACCGCCAUUUUGACUCCGCUUACUUGUAUCUAAAUGAAGAAGAGAUUGGGAGGGCCAUCCGGAAGAAGAUCACUGAUGGCUCUGUGAAGAGAGAGGACAUAUUCUACACUUCAAAGGUGUGGGGAACCUUUUUACGUCCAGAAUUGGUUCGAACCAGCUUGGAAAUAUCGCUGAGUAAACUUCAGUUGAGCUAUGUGGAUCUUUAUCUUAUACAUAUCCCAAUACCUUUGAAGCCUGGGGAAGAGCUCUUCCCAAAGGACGAACACGGAGAACUCAUUUUCGACACAGUGGAUCUCUGUGCCACGUGGGAGGCCAUGGAGAAGUGUAAGGAUUCAGGGCUGGCCAAGUCCAUCGGGGUGUCCAACUUCAACCGCAAGCAGCUGGAGAGGAUCCUAGACAAGCCCGGCCUCAAGUACAAGCCCGUGUGCAACCAGGUGGAGUGUCACCCUUACCUCAACCAGAGCAAACUGCUGGAGUUCUGCAAGUCCCAGGACAUCGUCUUGACUGCGUACGCGGCCUUGGGGUCCAACUCAGGGAAGGAAUGGCUGAGCAAGAACAACCCAGUUCUCCUGGAGGAUCCAGUGCUCAGUGCCAUUGCUGCAAGGCACAGGCGAACCCCAGCCCAGGUGGCCCUGCGCUACCAGCUGCAGCGGGGGGUGGUGGCCCUGGCCAAGAGCUUCAAUGAGGAGAGAAUUCGGGAGAACUUCCAGGUUCUGGAUUUCCAGUUGACACCAGAGGACAUGGAAAGUCUAGACAGUCUAAACAGGAACAUUCGCUAUUUUGUAGAUCCUUUAUUUAGCCGUCAUCCGGAUUUCCCAUUUUCUGAUGAGUGUUAACAGCAAUGUCUGUGCUCCCUCCAGAGUUCUUUGAUUUUGUUCGAUGAUUGGCCAACACCAGGCACUUGGUUUAUCCCCUGUUGCUGCCUCGUCAACCACAGUGUGACUCCGCAGGUUAGGAAAUGAAAGUCUCUAAACCCAGUCUUUUCCCUCCAAAGUAAAUGAAAAUACGUUUCAAACAACCUAACCUAUCAAUGCCCUGACUUUUUAGUCUGUUUUGCUGUUUCCUGUGUCACUGAGGUUAAAAUGCUGAUAUGCACUGAAGUGAUCACAAGGAAAAUAUAAAGCCCUAAAAAAAAAAAAACAAAAAACUAACCAUUUAGUUAUUUCCAAAGUCUAGCUUUUUACUUGUUCAUAAGAAUUUUUUUCUCUUUGGCUCUGAGAAUUUACUACACUUAUACAAUUUUAUCAGACCUUUAAAGGGAUCUAAAACUCAAUUCAUAGGUAACAUAAAAACUGUCAUAGUUCCACAAAAAAAUUAGUCAUAAUGCCACAAACAAGGAAAGUGUCAAGCUGAAUGAAAAAGGACGACCGAGAUCUGAAAAUUAUCUGAUAAAGAUUUUAAAGCCACCAUUAUAAACACUGUUCCAACGAGCAAUGACAAACACACUUGGAACUAGUGGAAAGAUAGAAAGUUUCAAUAAAGAAACAGAAGAUAUAAAGAAUUACAAAAUGGAAAUUUUAGAGCUGAAAAUUACAAGAAUCAAAACAAGAAACUCAAAGGAUAAACAGAGGGGGCGCCUGGGUGGUCCAGUUGGUUGAGUGUCCAACUCUUCCAUUUCAGCUCAGGUCAUGAUCUCACGGUUUGUGGGCUCAAGCCCUGAGUCAGGCUCUUCGCCGACAGUGGGAAGCCUGCUUGGAAUUCUCUCUCCCUCCCUCAAAAAUAAUUAAAUCAACUUUAAGAAAAAGACAUUGAGGGACAGAGGAAAUAAUUAACGUACUGGAAGAUAAAACAAUAUAAAUAACCCAACAGGAACAAGAGAGAGAAAGUCAGCUGGAAAAAACAAAACAAAACAACAGCCUUGUGGACCUUGAAGAAGAAAAAAGUUCUAACAUAGUGUCUUUGGAGUAGAAGGAAUUUGGAGAUGUUGGUAAAAGAUACGACUUUUAAGUUAUGAGGACCUGAUGUUCGGCAUGGUAAUUACAGUUAAUGAUAUUGGACUGUAUAAUUGAUAUUUGCUUAAAGACUAGAUCGUGAGUGCUUUCACCAAAAAAAAAAAAAAAGGUGACCAGGGGCGCCUGGGUGGCUCAGUCGGUUGAAUGUCCGACUUCAGCUCAGGUCAUGAGCUCGUGGUCUGAGUUCAAGCUCCGUGUCGGGCUCUGUGCUGACAGAGCCUGGAGCCUGCUUCCGAUUCUGUGUUUCCCUCUCUCUCUCUCUCUGUCUCUCUCUCUGCCCCUUCCCUGCUCAUGCUCUGUCUCUCUCUCUCUCUCUCUGUCAAAAAUAAACAUUAAAAAAAAAAGUUAAAAAAAAAAAAAAGUGACCAUCGGAGGUGAUGGGUGUAUUAACUAACCUGAUCAUGGGAGUCAUUUCAUAAUGUCUAUGCUUAUCAAAUCAUCAUGUUAUGCACUUUAAAUACAUACAGCUUAUUUGUCAAUUAUACCUUUGUUAAAUGGAGGGGGGCGGGAGAAGUGGGGGCAGAAACAGAAGAGGGAGGGGAAUAGCUAUAAAAGGGAACAUGAGGACCCUCGUGGUGAUGGGCACGUCCUUUCCUGAUUGUGGCAAAGGGUUCGCGAAACACACACGUGAAAAAAAUCAGAGACGCGAAUCAGUACACAUCUGGGGAGGUCCGGAUAAGACCAGCGGAUUGUGUCAAGGUCCGAACCCUGGCUGUGAUGCGGUGCUAUGGGUUUUCGGGAUGGUAACGUUGGGGGAAACUGAGUAAAGAGUACCUGGAAUGUUCUGUAUUAUUUCUUACAACUUCAUGUGAAUCUACAAUGAUCUCAGAAUAAAACGUUUGCUUUACAAAAUAAGAAACCGGAAAAUUGAUUCCAGAUCCACACCUUCCCUCUCCUUCUGGAUUCUUUUCCAAUCCCUGGUCAAAAGAAC